AUGGCUCGAGCAUCAACUCGUGUCAGAAAGCCCUCCCAGCGGGCUAGGGAGGCCGGUUUCACCAUGGCUCCGCAUAGCCAGGUGGCCGAAUUAAAGGAAUCGGCAAGGCGAAAGGCGAAUCCGAAGCCAAAACAGCCGCGGGCGGCUAAUGGCAAGCGGAAGAAGGCCAAGAGCCAAGUGGUCGAAAGACCAGUUUUAACGGUCCUCAGAGAGGAAGACGAGCGGGCGGUUUGCCUGCUGCUCGAGCUGGCCUCGACAGCAUUGGCUCCAGAUUUCAAUCUGGAGGUGGAUUUGGAGGCCCGUCGAAGGGCAUUUUAUGCAAGUCUUCAGACUUAG
Molecule: messenger RNA, 336 nt
Organism: Uncinocarpus reesii 1704
Lineage: Eukaryota; Fungi; Ascomycota; Eurotiomycetes; Onygenales; Onygenaceae
Exons: 2
Coding region: 1-336 (111 amino acids)
Source: RefSeq, a predicted model, not a curated record